CGGUGAAGAAUGUCAGCCACUAGCGUGGAUCAGAGACCUAAAGGGCAAGGAAAUAAAGGUGGGAAAACAUGAUGCACAGAUCUGUUGACUUUCCUAACUUGAUGUAGUCAGGACCAGAGCAAAGAAUCACCUGACUCCUAAGGCCCAUGUUCUAUCUUGAUUUGACUCUGCUUCAUAGAGCAGAGGAUACAGGCGAAGAAUCAUUUUCAGUACAAAACGGUUCGAUUCAUCAAAAAGAUGCUGUAAAUGAUGAUGAUUUUGAGCCAUACUUAAGUAGCCAGACAAAUCAGAGUAACAGCUAUCCACCAAUGUCAGAUCCAUACAUGCCUAGUUACUAUGCUCCAUCCAUUGGAUUUCCGUAUUCUCUUGGGGAAGCAGCAUGGUCCACAGCUGGAGACCAACCUAUGCCAUAUCUGACAACUUAUGGACAAAUGAGUAAUGGAGAACAUCAUUAUAUACCAGAUGGUGUGUUUAGUCAACCUGGGGCAUUAGGAAAUACCCCUCCAUUUCUUGGUCAACAUGGAUUUAACUUUUUUCCUGGUAAUGCUGAUUUCUCUACAUGGGGGACAAGUGGAUCUCAGGGACAAUCAACACAAAGUUCUGCUUAUAGUAGCAGUUAUGGCUAUCCACCUAGUUCUCUUGGGAGAGCUAUUACUGAUGGACAGGCUGGAUUUGGCAAUGAUACUUUGAGUAAGGUGCCUGGCAUUAGCAGUAUUGAGCAAGGCAUGACUGGACUGAAAAUUGGUGGUGACCUGACAGCUGCAGUAACAAAAACUGUAGGUACAGCCUUGAGCAGCAGUGGUAUGACUAGCAUUGCAACCAAUAGUGUGCCCCCGGUUAGCAGUGCAGCACCUAAACCAACCUCCUGGGCUGCCAUUGCCAGAAAGCCUGCCAAACCUCAGCCGAAACUUAAACCCAAGGGCAAUGUGGGAAUUGGGGGUUCUGCUGUUCCACCACCUCCUAUAAAACACAAUAUGAAUAUUGGAACUUGGGAUGAAAAGGGGUCAGUGGUAAAGGCUCCGCCAACCCAACCAGUUCUGCCUCCUCAGACUAUAAUCCAGCAGCCUCAGCCAUUAAUUCAACCACCACCAUUGGUGCAAAGCCAACUGCCUCAACAGCAGCCUCAGCCACCACAACCACAGCAGCAACAAGGACCUCAGCCACAGGCUCAGCCUCACCAAGUGCAGCCCCAACAGCAACAGCUGCAGAAUCGCUGGGUGGCUCCUCGGAACAGGGGAGCUGGCUUCAACCAGAACAAUGGAGCGGGCGGUGAAAACUUUGGUUUAGGUGUUGUUCCUGUCAGCGCUUCACCUUCUAGUGUCGAAGUGCAUCCAGUGCUUGAAAAGCUAAAGGCCAUAAACAACUAUAAUCCCAAAGACUUCGACUGGAACCUGAAGAAUGGACGUGUGUUUAUAAUUAAAAGCUAUUCUGAGGAUGACAUACACCGUUCCAUUAAGUACUCUAUCUGGUGUAGUACUGAGCAUGGUAAUAAGCGUUUGGAUGCAGCUUACCGUUCCCUGAAUGGGAAAGGCCCACUCUAUUUACUCUUCAGUGUGAAUGGCAGUGGACAUUUUUGUGGAGUGGCUGAAAUGAAGUCUGUUGUGGACUAUAAUGCAUAUGCUGGUGUCUGGUCUCAGGAUAAGUGGAAGGGCAAAUUUGAAGUUAAAUGGAUCUUUGUCAAAGAUGUUCCCAAUAACCAAUUACGGCAUAUUCGCUUAGAAAAUAAUGACAACAAACCAGUUACCAAUUCAAGGGACACUCAAGAGGUACCCCUAGAAAAAGCUAAGCAAGUGCUUAAAAUAAUUGCUACUUUCAAGCAUACCACCUCAAUCUUUGAUGACUUUGCACAUUAUGAAAAGCGUCAAGAAGAGGAGGAAGCCAUGCGUAGGUGUGUAUCCAUUCAUCCAUUGAAGGACGGCUGGAUUGUUUCCAGUUUUUGGAAGAUGAAGAGGAUCAUUCAGAUAAGCACUUCUCCUUCGAGAUAUGUACCUAACAGAAGCUUCCAAGUACCGCAGAAGACAUGCAAGAAUGUUCUUAGGAACACAAUCGAUGAUGGAAAGAAAUAGAAACAAACAAUAACCAUAUGAAGAUGUCCUGUUAGAUUACAACACUAAUGAUGUAGACUCUGGAAAUGCCUAAUAAGUCAAAGAAGACGUUAUUAAAGCUUUUUUUCUGCUUAAGGUGACAUCUUUGAACUCUUUAACACAAAAUUGACUCUUCUUGUAACGGUUUUCAUCAGCGCAUCUGCCCUUAUACUCUCACCAAACACACUUGAGAACUGUAACUUCGUCAAGCACUUUCUGUCCUGAAGCUUUUACCAGUAUCUGCUGUCUUUUGUAAUUAUGCAUCCUAGCUAAGGCACAGAAGACUGAAUGAAUGCAAGGAUUCAUUAACUCUUUGAAUUUGUUAAAUACUAACAGUUAACCAUUAGAAGUGGUUCAAUGAUGUAAGAGUCACACUGCUUCAACUUUUUCUUUGUUGUAGUUUUUAAAUUGUCAAUUUUUAGCUAUUUGACAGAUUAAAAAGCAAAAUAAUCAUGCCAUAUUUAGUCCUGGAGUUCAAGUCUAAAUGUUUAUGUGAAAAAUUAUUGUAGUUAACUUUUAAAAUGGCAAAGCAACCUUAAGCUCUAUUUUAGCCAAAUGAAACAUAAUCUGAAAUUAUAUUAGAAUGUUUCCCUGUCUUCAAACUGUUUGGUGUAACAGAAUAUUGAUAUGCAGCUUGGUGGAUUUCACCAGUUAAUGCACAUUCUUCUCCCUUCCUUCCCCCAAUAAUAUGUAUACUGAAAAAUGUGCAUUUGUCUGAGGAAUUAUUUUGUUUGCUACCACUUAAUGAAUCUCAAAAUUUUGAGUAAAUGUACCUCAGUCUAAUCAGACUUUUUAUGACCUUUAUAACUACAUUUAAAACCCUUAAUUCCUAUUUCUGGGUGUUUGCGAGCCUGAUUGCUAUCAUGAAGUAAAAAUUUAUUACUCUAGGUAUUCACUAGCUAAAUACACAUAGUUCUUGUUUAGCAAGCAUAUACUGUUUCUCAACUCUUUUCUCCAGCUUUUGCAGUGUCCUGGCAUCCUUAAAAUACUUUGAAAAUAUGGCCUUGAUCCAUGGAUUAAAUCAGUAUCUAAGUGAAUGUGUUGAUGUUUUAUUGAUCAGAUCUAUAUAAAUGGGAAUACAGCAUAUAUCUGGGUAUUCUUAUAGUUAUCUUUUUAACAUCUUAUUUUUUUCAUUAAUUACAUAUCAACAUUAAUUUUGUAUCUUGAAACAAAUUGAUUAUGUAUAAUUAAAUGUAUCAUGCAUCUGUAUUAACUGAUUUGAUGGCAUAAAGUUAUGAAGAUAAUGUACUGCCCCUUAUAUUACUGUUCCAAAAGGAGAAAGCUAUGUAGAAAGAUACGUUAAGAGUGAAAAUAGCAAUACAGUAGAUUUGAAUACCUUGAUGUUUUGCAUUACUCCAUUACUGUUUACAUCAUGUUUAGAAAUGUUUUCAUGUACUAUGGUCUUUGGUCACUUCAGUUCAAAAAUUUAGUGACAUAUUUCUUUGAGGCUUUCAUUUAUAUAAUUUUUUUUGUACAAUGUUUUCUUAAAAUGUACAAAUACUGUAUUCAAGUGAAAAAAAUACAGUAUUUGUAGAUAAUCAUAGCUACUUCACAGUUCUUUGGUAGUCCCAGUGUACUUAUAUCAGUGUUUACUGAAGGGAACAUCAAAAUAUUAAUGCUAUAUUACAAAAUAGAGACUUUCUUAAAGGAAAAUUGCACCUAUUUUACCUUUUUAAAGAGUAAGCCAUGAAAUCUUAUUACAUGUCUCUUAACUAUUUAUAAUGAAAAUUGGCAUUUGGGUAUAGUCACCAUAGCAGUGUUCUACAUACUUAAGAUUAUAUAGGUAGGACAUGUCAAAGAUGACUGUUGUCACUCUGGAGGUCUUAUCAGAGAAAACUGUAAAGGGGUGACCUUGUAGAAAGGAUAUGAGUCCUCUCUCUGAGGUUCUCUUUUUCUUGGUGCUUUAUUAGCAACUCUGAAUAUUUUUAUAAAACUAGUUACAUUAUAAAUGGAUUCAAAUUUGUUUAAUUUACAUUAGGUUUUUAUGUAAGAAGUGUCAGGGAAACAUUCAGUAGGCAGGCUGAUUGCAGUAGCAGACUCAGAAAUGUCAAAUGUAAUUGAGUAGUCUGUUCAUGGUGAGGAGUACAUCCCAGUGCCUUUAACUUGGAUUUCUAAUAUUAAGUGAAAUGGGUGCAGCAUUCCUUUGGGGAAAAAAAACUUUAUCUUUUCAAUUGGUAAUUUUUUUUCUCAUUGAAGUUUUCUUCAGAGCACCUACUUUCUCUUCCUCCUCGGUCUGUUAGUGUAUUGCAAAAUGUUUUUCCUCUAAGUGAAAUUAUCACAGGUUGUCUCAAUAGCACAACUAACUGAAUGUUUCUUAACUGUAGGGACCAAAAGGGAGAGAACCUGGGCUCUACAGCAGGAGACAUAAAAUCAUAUGUUUGAAUAAUCACAAAUUAAGAUAUUAUUGGCCCCGUAAAUUUGCUUAAUGUUAUUCUAAGAUCUGGUUUGAAUGUUUCUUAAUGUGGGUAUUUUAUUUUGAAAGCUAUUAUAGUUUGUGUGUUUAACAGUAAGGGGGAAAAUGUAACCAAAAUUAGUAUUCUUUCUCUAUACAUAUUGGUACUUGAAGAUUCCUUUCAGAAGAAACCCCAGCCUUUUCCUAAUUUCAAUACUUGAUUCCUUGUUUUAACUUAAGUGAUCUUUCUAAUUCAAAAGCUGUGUUCUUUUUGAAUACCAUGCAUGGGGGUUAAGCUGAUGUUAAAACAGUUUGCAAUAAAAAAGAAUCAGCUUAAGUCAUUUAAUCAUUUCAAGUGCAUUCUGUGUCCUAUAAAAAUAAGUUUGAGAAAUUUAGAGAAUUGUGUUUUCAUUGAGUUUUGCAUAUCUUUUGUUAUGCCAUGUAAAUUCCCUUCUUUUUCGUAUGAUUAAAGAAAGGUUAUGAUAAAAUGAUUAGUUCAUUUGCAUUCACUUGUAGCAAUUACAUGAGAAUUUGAAUUUUGUCGUGUUUGGGUUUGUUCAUUCCUGUGAAUGAUGGUACAGUUAGGUGAGAUUUUCUGUUAUGGUACCCAAACUCACCAUUUGGUCCUCUUUAAUCUUUGAGGGUUUCAAUAAAAAUUGUUCACUCA
Molecule: messenger RNA, 5143 nt
Organism: Diceros bicornis minor
Lineage: Eukaryota; Metazoa; Chordata; Mammalia; Perissodactyla; Rhinocerotidae
Gene: YTHDF3
Product: YTH N6-methyladenosine RNA binding protein F3
Exons: 9
Coding region: 147-2066 (639 amino acids)
Biological process (GO): mRNA destabilization
Cellular component (GO): cytoplasm
Molecular function (GO): mRNA binding; N6-methyladenosine-containing RNA reader activity
Source: RefSeq, a predicted model, not a curated record